AUUUCAUUUUACUUAAAUUUAUUUUUUAAAGAGAAUACAUAUAUAUACAAAUAGAUCCUAAACAAUGGAGGCAGAUCUAUAUGAUGAGUUUGGUAAUUACAUUGGUCCAGAACUGCCAAGUGAUGAUGAAAGUGAGGAGGAAGCCUCUGAUUCAGACAACGAGGAAGAGCAAGACGAGGAAGACGAAGAUAUGGAAGAAAAAGAUGAAGAUCAAAUUGAGACAUCAACAGCAGUUGUGUUGCACGAGGAUAAAAAGUAUUAUCCUACAGCUCAAGAAGUAUAUGGUCCUGAAGUAGAGACUAUCGUCCAAGAAGAAGAUGCACAACCAUUGACAGAACCAAUUAUAAAACCAGUCAACAGAAAAAGAUUUGCGUUGGUUGAACAGGAAUUACCUUUAACUACAUACGAUAUGGAGUUUCUUGCUGAUCAGAUGGACAAUCCUGAACUUAUACGCAGCGUUGCUCUGUUAGGAAAUUUGCACUCAGGAAAGAGUAACUUUGUUGAUGCACUAUUUGAGCAAACGCAUCCUGAAUUAAAUAAAAAAAAAGAUGGGGAUUUAAAUUAUACAGAUACGCUAUUUACAGAACGAGAGAGGGGCGUUGGUAUUAAAAGUACACCUGUUACACUGAUACUACCUGAUUCGAAAUCAAAGUCGUAUUUGCUGAAUGUUUUCGAUACUCCAGGACAUGUGAAUUUUUCUGAUGAAGUAACAGCUGCAUUGCGAUUAUCUGAUGGUGUAGUGAUUUUUAUUGAUGCAGCUGAUGGGGUCAUGAUGAAUGUGGAACGUCUAUUAAAGCAUGCAGUACAGGAGAAAGUGGCUAUCACAAUAUGCAUCAAUAAAAUCGACAGACUUAUUUUGGAGCUGAAGUUGCCACCUGCUGAUGCGUACUACAAAUUGAAACAUAUUAUUGAUGAAGUCAAUUCUCUUCUCAGCGUAUAUGCAGAAGGCGAAGAGUAUAAUUUGGUUUCACCAUUGUUGGGAAAUGUAUGCUUUGCAAGUGCACAUUAUCGCUUUUGCUUUACUCUUCAAUCGUUUUCUAAACUUUACUGUGACACAUAUGGUGGUGGUAUCAGCUACAUAGAGUUUGCAAAGCGUUUGUGGGGUGAUGUUUACUUUAAUGAAAAGACACGGCGUUUCACAAAAAAAGCUCCACUUACUACGUCACCUCGAAGUUUUGUGGAGUUUGUCUUGGAACCAAUGUAUAAAUUAUUCUCCCAAGUUGUGGGAGAUGUAGACACAACUUUACCACAAGUGUUAAGUGAAUUAGGUAUAUACUUAACCAAAAGUGAGCUAAAAUUAAACAUCCGUCCACUGCUCAGACUUGUAUGUAAAAGAUUUUUUGGGGAAUUUACUGGUUUUGUGGAUAUGUGUGUUCAACAUGUUCCAUCUCCUCUUUCUGCAGCCAGUAGUAAGAUUCGUCACUGUUACACUGGGCCGUAUGAUUCAGAAAUAGCAGAAAGUAUGAUAGACUGCGAUGCAGAAGGUCCACUGGUAGUACACACAACAAAACUGUACCCUUCAGAAGAUGGUACACAGUUUUAUGCAUUUGGUAGAGUGUUUAGCGGGACUAUUCACGCAGGACAACAAGUUCGAGUGCUUGGAGAAGGCUACACAAUAGAGGAUGAGGAAGAUUCAAGAGUUAGCUCUGUUGGAAGACUUUGGGUUAACGAAGCAAGAUACAAGGUUGAAUUGAAUCGUGUACCGGCUGGUAACUGGGUAUUGAUUGAAGGUAUUGAUGAACCUAUAGUGAAAACAGCCACUGUUACCCAAAUGCAAGGAACCGAAGAUGUGUAUAUUUUCCGUCCUUUAAAAUUUAAUACCAAUUCUGUCAUAAAAAUUGCAGUGGAACCUGUAAAUCCUUCAGAAUUACCCAAAAUGUUGGAUGGGUUAAGAAAAGUCAAUAAAAGCUACCCAUUGAUAAAUACAAAGGUUGAAGAUUCAGGCGAACAUGUUGUUUUAGGCACUGGCGAAUUAUAUUUGGAUUGUGUUAUGCACGACUUAAGAAAAAUGUAUUCUGAAAUAGAAAUUAAAGUAGCUGAUCCAGUGGUCACUUUCUGUGAAACUGUUGUUGAAACUUCAUCGUUAAAAUGUUUUGCUGAAUCACCUAAUAAAAAAAAUAAACUGACGAUGAUUGCAGAACCUUUAGAAAAAGGAGUAGCUGAAGACAUUGAAGCUGGUAAAGUUCAAAUCUCAUGGGACAAAAAACGUCUGGGUGAAUUUUUCCAAACUAAAUACGAUUGGGAUCUGUUGGCAGCUCGUUCCAUUUGGGCUUUUGGACCUGACGCAGCUGGCCCUAACAUAUUAGUAGACGAUACAUUACCCAGUGAGGUUGACAAAAGUUUAUUAAAUUCUUGCAAAGAUUACAUCGUACAAGGCUUUCAAUGGGGUACUCGGGAAGGUCCACUGUGCGACGAACCUAUUCGCAAUGUCAAAUUUAAAAUUCUCGAUGCAUUAAUCGGAGGCGAUGUAAUCAAAAGAGCUGGAGGUCAAAUAAUCCCUACAGCAAGGAGAGUUGCAUAUUCAGCGUUUUUACUGGCUAUUCCCCGAUUAAUGGAGCCAUACAAUUUCGUUGAAGUGCAAGCGCCAGCAGAUUGUGUUUCUUCAGUGUACACCGUGUUAGCUCGAAGGAGGGGACAUGUAACACAAGACGCGCCAGUCCCAGGCUCUCCGUUAUACGUCAUAAAAGCUUUUAUACCUGCGAUUGACUCGUUUGGUUUUGAGACAGAUUUAAGGACACACACGCAAGGUCAAGCUUUUUGUUUGUCAGUUUUCCAUCACUGGCAGAUCGUACCUGGUGAUCCAUUGGACAAAACGAUAGUCAUCAGACCUUUAGAAUCGCAGCCUGCUACACAUUUAGCGAGGGAAUUUAUGGUGAAAACGAGGCGACGAAAGGGUCUUAGCGAGGAUGUCAGUAUAGGAAAGUUCUUCGACGAUCCUAUGUUGCUGGAGUUAGCAAGACAAGACGUUAUGUUUAAUUAUCCGAUGUGAAUUAACUCACCACGUGGAGUUGUUUUGAUGUGUGUGAUGUGUGACAUGAUCUGAAAGAGAUGUACCAACACGAAAGCAAGAUAGAAAACACUCUAUUUUACACCUUUAGUUUUUAGGAGUGAAGAUUUUUCGUACAAGUAACAACUUUUGUAAAAGAAGUUGUUAAAAUAUAUUUACAAACCCGUA
Messenger RNA from Hydractinia symbiolongicarpus, 3175 nucleotides. Its product is annotated as 116 kDa U5 small nuclear ribonucleoprotein component-like. The transcript is spliced from 24 exons. Gene Ontology annotation, biological process: mRNA splicing, via spliceosome. Bases 65 to 2989 code for a protein of 974 amino acids. The record is from RefSeq and is a predicted model, not a curated record. Gene Ontology annotation, cellular component: cytosol; U4/U6 x U5 tri-snRNP complex; U2-type catalytic step 2 spliceosome. Gene Ontology annotation, molecular function: U5 snRNA binding; translation elongation factor activity; GTPase activity. Lineage: Eukaryota; Metazoa; Cnidaria; Hydrozoa; Anthoathecata; Hydractiniidae.